Molecule: messenger RNA, 1956 nt
Organism: Aspergillus versicolor CBS 583.65
Lineage: Eukaryota; Fungi; Ascomycota; Eurotiomycetes; Eurotiales; Aspergillaceae
Exons: 1
Coding region: 429-1817 (462 amino acids)
Source: RefSeq, a predicted model, not a curated record
CAACAUCAACACGCUCAACGCUCAACGUUCAAUCUUCCCACGAGCAGCAGCUUCAGCAACCAAAUCAUCAGAAAUGGGUCGGUGUCGUGUUGACAAGCAAUCAUCCACAACAGGAAACUCCAAGCUGAGCAAAAGCAUACUGCGAUGAGGCGCAUGCUGGGAUGGGGCGGAGCAAGUAAUUAUCUAGGGGCCGAAUAGACAACAUAGCCCGUGAGAUCUAUUUAAGUUAUUUAUUUCAGCCGCGCUUACUUACUUGCAGAUAAACUCCACCUGGGGCUAUAUCGAUCCUCCGCCCCUGGCCUGAGACCGGAGUUUCUUGCGGAGGAAAGUAAGUCAGGCCAGGAUGUACCGGUCGUUGUAUAAAGGCGCUCGCAGACCUGCAGUGUCAGUCUCGAUCAGUUCUAUCCAUCAUUCCAAAUCAUUCCAACAUGUUGUCUACCUUUCUCUUCGUCGCCGGGGCCCUGGCUGCCUGUGUCCCCUCUCAGCAAUUCGACCAGUCGGCAUAUGCUGCAGAGGACGUCGUCGAGCGGGACUUUGCCAUCAUCGGCGGAGGAGCAGCAGGUACCUAUGCAGCAAUCAGUCUCGCCGACCAGAACAAGACCGUCACUGUGGUUGAAGUGACGGACCGACUUGGUGGAAACACCCGGACGUUCCGCGACGAGGCCACGGGGACCAGCAUCGACAUUGGCGUGCAGCUCCACCAAGAUAUCCCUCUCGUCCGUGACUUUUUCGAGCGAUUAAACUCGCCUCUGGCGCCUUUUCAGCCCUCAGAUUUCGGAAAGCCCAAGUACUACGACUUUUUAAACAAAGUGGCCCUUGCAAACCACACCAAGCCGAAUGUCGGGCCGGACUAUGUGGCCGUGCUCGACAAAUAUCCUUUCCUCGACGACCUCAAUAACCUGCCGGACGAUGUGCCUGAAGAGCUGCUUCUGACCUGGCCGGAGUUCGCCAAGAAGCAGAAUCUCUCCUCUGCAUCAGCCGCGGCGGGUCUGUUAUGGCCAGCGACCCCUGGCAACCCCCUGGAUGCCACCGCGCUGGCUAUCUUCAACGACGGCAAUCACAUUGAGGUGGAGGAAUACACCGGGGCAGCCGUUCGCAGUGCCACUCACUACAACUCCCAGAUUUACGACAACGCCCUGGCCGAGUUGAAGGAGCAUGUCCUGCUGGAAUCCUCCAUCGUUGCAGCGCAGCGUGGAUCUUCCCGCAGGGACGGCGUACGACUCGUGGCCCAAACUCCGUCUGGCAGGAAGCUCAUCAAAGCCAAGCAGCUCAUCCUUGCUAUGCCGCCGGUCCUGGACAACACCCAGUACUUUGGUCUCGACCAGCAGGAACAUUCAAUCCUGAGCAAGCUCUCUGGCAAGCACUACUACGCGGGCGUUGUGAACAAUACCGGGCUUGAGGCGGGAGUUGCGUACACAAACGUCGGCAAAAACACACCGUACCACGUCGCCAGCCUUCCUGGAGUGGUAGAGAUUGCUGGUGCAUCUUCUCCUGGGUACUUUUUCUACUGGUACAACUCGGUCGACCCUCAGACCCAGGAGCAAAUUGAGCAGGCCACUCGAAGCACCAUCCACUGGCUGCAGCAAGAGACCGGUGCCGAGCCCGCGGAGCCAACGUUCCAAGACUUUGUGGACUACUCGCCGUUCCAUCUGAGUCCUCCGACGAGCGACAUCGCGGACGGCUGGUAUGGCAAGAUGAAGGGCCUCCAGGGCCACAGGAACACUUGGUAUAUCAGCUCGCUGUUUGUUGUUGGCUCGACUCAAAUCUGGAACAACACCCGCAACAUGCUUCCGGAGAUUAUCGAUGCUGCUCGGUGAUGUCCUACUUGUUUAACCUUUAGAUCAUACCUGCCUUGAUAUAUUAAUUCAAUAACACUAUUUAUCAUUGUAUUCACUUCACUGUACACUUCUCAUAGCUUAGUCAUCACUGAGUCAGCGUUGUCUUUGUCCAUCAACA